AUGUUGCAUGGAAACCUCCCGAAUCCAUUCUUUGGAGUAACUUAUUUCUCAGUCUCAAACAAUAAAUUUAGCAGGGAUAUCUCCUUUCUGUUUUGCAAUGGAAGCUCACUUGUGAUACUCAACUUGUCUCACAACAACUUGUCAAGACCUAUUCCACAAUACCUUGUUGGCCUCCCCAAUCUCUCAGUUCUAGACCUACAGAUGAAUGGUUUUUUUGGAACUUUACCAAACAAUUUUUCAGAGAGUAGUGCCUUGCAAACUUUUCAUUUCAAUAGCAAUCGGCUCAAGGGAUCGUUAUCUCUAUCUUUGGCUCGUUGUACUCAGCUAGAAAUUUUUGAUAUUGGACACAACAAGAUCAGGGAUACCUUUCCUGGUUGGCUUGAUGAUUUGCCAGAGUUACAAGUACUUGUUUUAAGAGAGAAUAAGUUUUAUGGAGCCAUUUCUAGUUCUAAGACCAAGCAUCCAUUUCCUAAGUUAAAGAUUUUUUACAUUUCCAACAACCAUUUUAAUGGAUCUUUGCCAGCAACAUACAUCAAGCAGUUUGAAGGAAUGAUGAAAAUAGAUAAUGUUGAAGCUGGUUCGCAAUAUAUGGAAAGUAAAAAUUAUUCAAGAUAUAAGGAUUCAGUGAUGAUCACACGGAAAGGUUAUAUCGUAGAGUUGAAAAGGAUAUUGACAAUAUUCGCCACUAUCGACUUGUCAAAUAAUAGAUUUGAUGGGGAGAUUAAGCCAUUGGAGAGCUACAUGCACUAA
Neltuma alba is the source of this 750-nucleotide messenger RNA. RefSeq names its product receptor like protein 27-like. The transcript has a single exon. The coding region runs from base 1 to 750 and encodes 249 amino acids. The record is from RefSeq and is a predicted model, not a curated record. Gene Ontology annotation, molecular function: protein binding. Lineage: Eukaryota; Viridiplantae; Streptophyta; Magnoliopsida; Fabales; Fabaceae.